GAUAGAUAGACAUACAUGGACACACACCACAUCUUCUUUAUCCAUUUGUCAGUCAAUGGACAUUUGGACUCUUUCCAUAAUUUGGCUAUUGUUGAUAGUGCUGCUGUAAACAUUAGGGUGCAUGUGCCCCUUCAAAUUAGCAUUUUUGUAUAAAUAACUAGUAUAUAUAGGUAUUUGGAUAAAUAGUUGGUAGUGCAAUUGCUGAGUUGUAGGGUAGUUCUAUUUUUAAUUUUUUGAGGAACCUCCAUACUGUUUUCCAGAUUGGCUGCACCAGUUUGCAUUCCCACCAGCAGUGCAAAAGAGAUCCUCUCUCUCUGCAUCUUCGCCAACAUCUCUUGUUGCCUGAGUUGUUAAUGUUAGCCAUUCUGACAGGUGUGAGGUGGUAUCUCAUUGUGGUUUUGAUUUGUAGGAAUAAUACAAUUUAAAGCAAGAGUUAAAGUACAAUACCUAGGUACAAUUAAGUAAUUCACUAAAUUAAGUAAUUUGACUAUUCUCAAUAAUUGAACUUCCUGUUUCUUAGUCAUACAUCUGAUACCCUUUUUUAUUUAUUCAUGCAAAUUAACUUUACUUAUUUUACAUUCUAAAUCUGAAAAAUUAAACACUUUUAGUCUUUCAAGUCUGAUUAUGUUAUUUAUUAUUUCUGCUAACUCUCAUUCCUGAUGCCUUGUUUUCUCACAUGUUUUGUAUUUUCUGAUUGUGAGUUACUUGUAAAUUUCUCUUGUUAUUCUUUGAAGUCCAUGUGGUUUUUUUUAAAAAUAUUUUUUCUAUAUUUAUUUUUGAGGGAGGUAGGGGCAAAGAGAGAGGGAUAGAGAGAAUCCCAAUCUGACAGUACAGAGACUCAUGCAGGGUUUGAACUCACUACCCAUGAGAUCAUGACCUGAGCUGAGAUCAAGAGUUGGAUGCUUAACUGACUGAGCCACCCAGGCACCCCUGAAGUCCGUAUUUUGAGUUGGAUUCCUGCAGAAUGGACUUACAUUUUUUUUUUCUUUCAGGUACCUAAGGACACAUGGGUAGCAUGAAUUUGUGCCUUAAACCUGUAAGAGGACCUACUUGGUCCUUUUUUUUUCUUUACAAAUUUUUAUUUAAAUUCUUCUUAGUUAACAAAUAGUGUAAUAUUGUUUUCAGGAGUAGAAUUUAGUGAUUCAUCACUAAAUGUUAAAUUACAUAUAACACUCAGGGGUCAACACAACAAGUACCUUCCUUAAUACCCAUCACCCAUCUAGCCUAUCCCCUGCCCACCUCCCUCCAUCAACUCUCAGUUUGUUCUCUAUUGUAAGGAGUCUCUUAUGGUUUAUUUCCCUCUCUCUAUUUUCCCCCUUCCUAUAUGUUCAUCUGCUUUGUUUCUUAAAUCCCACAUAAGAGUGUAAUCAUGUGGUAUUUGUCUUUCUCUGCCUGACAUAUUUCACUAACCAUAAUAUACUCUAGCUCCAUCCACGUUGGUGUAAAUAGCAAAAUUUAAUUCCUUUUAUUUUAUUUUUCAAGAGAGUGUGUGUGCAUGCGUGCAAGUGGGGGAGGGGCAGAGGCAGAGAAGGGGAGACACAGAAUGUGAAACAGGCUCCAGGCUCUGAGCUGUCAGCACAGAGCCUGAUGCUGGGCUCAAACUCAUGAACUCCAAGAUCAUGACCUGAGCUGAAGUCAGAUGCUUAACUGACUGAGCCACCCAGGAACCCCAAGAGAGAGCGAAUCUUAAGCAGGCUCCACACUCAGCACAAAGCCCAGUGUGGGCUCAAUCCCACAACCAUGAGAUCAUGACCUGAGCUGAAAGCAAGAGUCAGACGUUUAACGCAGAGCCACCAGGCUCCCCAAGAUUUCGUUCCUUUUGAUGGCUGAAUAAUAUCCCAUUGUAUAUGUAUACCAUAUCUUCUUUAUCCACUCAUCAGUUGAUGGACAUUUGGGCUCUUUCCAUAGUUUGGCUAUUGUUGAUAGUGCUGCUAUAAACAUUAGAGUACAUGUACCCCUUUGAAACUGUAUUUUUGUAUCCUUUGGGUAAAUACCUACUAGUACAAUUGCUGGAUCAUAGGUUAGUUCUUUUAACUUUCUGAGGAAACUCCAUGUUGUUUUCCAACAUUGUUGUACCAGUUUGCAUUCCCACCAACAGUAUCAGCUUGUGGUUUCUAGGUUACUUCAACAGAGAAGACAUUACUGGAGCAUCAUUCACUAGCUCUUAAAUUCUUGGUCACUUACUAUUCAUUGGUUAGAACUAAUCACUUGCCCCUACCUAGCUGAAAAAGAUAUGGAAAAUGUGGGCAUUUCUUGGAUAUCUAGUGAGCAAUACAUAUUUCAGUUACAAAAGGCAAAUCAAAAAGGGAAAAAGGGAGAAAAAUAAUUGUAAUUUACAAGGGAGGAAUGUGUUCUUGUCAGAAGGAGUACCCAUCUGACAGGUUUGAGGCAGUGAGGAUGUUUCAGAUUUCUCAACUUCUUCAGCUCCUCCUAGGUAUCUCCCUUUAAAUUGCCAGAUUACAGAGCAUUCCGGUCAUCCCACCAAUCUUCUCCAUUUCACUUUAGCAAGACACAUGAUUAAUUUCUUAUUCUGUACUCCUGUAAUUUGUCUGUUGUUUCUGUUUUUCUCUUUCUAUUUGAUCACUCAUGGAUUGAAACUCUUCUCAUUUUUGUUGGACUUUACCAAACUGCAGUUGAGCCUUGAACACCACGGGUUUGAACUGUGCGGAUGCACCUACACACAGUUAUUUACUUAUUUUUUUUUUAGCUAAAUACAGCACUGUAAAUGUAUUUUCUCUUCCUUAUGAUUUUGUUAAUAAUAUUUUCUUUGCUCUAGCUUACUUUAUUGGAAGAAUACAGUAUAUAAUACAUAUAAUAUACAACAUAUGCAUUAAUUGAUGGCUUAUGUUGUUGGUAAGGUUUCUAGUUAACAAAGGCUCUUAGUUAAUUUUGGGGUAGUUAAGAUUUUUGACUGUGCAGUGGAGGUUGGGGGUGGAGAGUGGUGCCCCUAAUCACCUGCAUUGUUCAAGGGUCAACUGUAUAAGCAGUAACCUGCUUAUAUCAGAUAGCUUGAUAUAUUAGCUAUAAACCCUAAACACUUUACCCUCAGUUGGCACAUACUCUGAAGCUUUGGUGGCAACAGGAUUGCUUAACCAACUGCUUGCUCCAUCAUCAUAUGUACUGCCAAGAAUUUCCUAGCUUGGGUUGAGGGAGUACUCAUUGUUUCCCUCUCUGUUUGAGUCUACUAGUUUCAAACUUGUUCUAAAGAUCUUUCACUCAAGACACUACUUCUUGGUAAAAAUUUCUGUAUUAAUUAGGACUCUUUAGUUUCAAAUAAAUAAUUCAUAUUGAGCUAAAUAACUCAAUACUAAAGGACUCUUUAGUUUCAAAAAUAUAACUCGUAUUGAGUCUAAUAACAAUAGUAGUAAUAUUUAGUGAAAGUUUAUUUUGUAGCAGUGCCUGGCACAUGAUAGGUACUUACUCUGUUGGAUGAAUGCCACACUGUGCUAAGUACUUUAAGUGCAUUAUCUAAUUUAAUCCUCAAAAUAACUCUAUACUAGUAUUUCUCCUUUUUAUAGAAAAGAACAUUGUGACACAAAAUGGUUUAGAAACUGCCCAAGAUGCCCAGCUAGUAAGCAUUGGAGCCAGGAUUUGAACCCAAGCCAUCUCAUUUUUUUUUUGUACACUAUUAGCCAAAAAGGAUAAUUUAUUAUAAGGGGGUUGUUACAGAACCAAGGGAAAAAAUUCAAAUGGAUUGCAGGAUGGGCUGGAACCAGGAGAUAGAAAACUAUUGGGAAUACAGGCCAUACUCUUCCUUUGAUUCUCCUCUCUGCUUUUCAGACUAGAUGUGGUAACUGUGAUAGGCAAAGGGAAAAUGUUGGCAAAGGAAUGCAGUAGAUCAUUUCACUGAUCCCAACUUCUGAUUUGCCUUGGAAAAUCCUAGCAGUGUCCUCAACUUUGGUGGCCUGGCCAAGUCAUUCCAUUUUGGGGGGCCUCUAUUUCCUCAUUUAUAAAAUGAGAAGUUUCUUUACCACAGGAUUCCUCAGGUCUCUUCCAGUUCUAAAAUUCUAUGAUCCUAAGUGAACUUUCUAGGGCAGAAGCUCAUUAAUAAUAGAUUUGAAUGUGUGGGUUUGAGGGGAUAGAAUAGAGGAGGAUUUUAAGGAAAGAGGGACAGAAUAAUAGUUUGAAUGGAGCCACAGUGUUGAAUUACUAUUUAGAGCUGGUGUCAGGUAAAGGCCUUUGGGGAUAUAUAAAUGGAGGACAGAAAAUACUUCUCACCUUGACCAGACCAGAGUAUUUUUUAUGGGAUCUCUCUGAUCUGUGAGCAGUACUCUCUUUCUCUCUUUGUAUUUGCAUGAAUACAUGCACAUGUGGGCAUGCGUGUAUGUGUCCAUGUGGGAAGUAGCCCCCUUGCACAGUGAUUUAAUCUGGCUUAUCUCUUUUCUCAGCUCAGAAUUUUCUACAGAGCAUUCACCUAGCCCACAGGAAGAGGACCACAGGGCAAACACAAAUAUUUGAAUGGCCCAAUGAGCAAGUUGCACAUCCAUAAAAUGAGAGGUUUGGUCUCUGUAACCUCUGAAGUCCUCUCCCAUUCUUAGCAUUUUGUGGUUCUAGGUACUGAGUCAAAAGUGGCUCUGCUCUUCCUGAAUGCUCUGUCAUUGGACCAGACAUUUGUCUUCGUUUCUCUUCUCUGUUCGUACCUGGCUGCCCAGUUCCUUUCUCUGGGCCCCCUUUGUUCCUUGAUUCCUUCAAAUCCUACUUGCUUUUAACUCCUUUGUACCCUCUAUACUUUCUUACAUUUUUCUGCAGCCCCCCUCCCUACCACAUUAUACCCUGGUCUCCAGGUCUCCACCUCUAUUUCUGCCCACUGCUAUCUGCAUCCUGGCUCUUAACUGAAGUUAUUUCCCUGGGCUCCUCUGAGGCCCCCCACCCCCACCCCCCGGGAUCCCCUAUCACUGGUCCCUCUCACAGAAGCACACCUUUCUCCAAAGCCAAAGGAUCAGGUAUUCAGUGGCUCAGGUGACAAACCUGCUGUCAGGUUACAGAUAUUGUUCCCUGAAAGACCACACUACAGUGUCAGUGGCAACUCAGGCUGCCUGCAGUGCUCUGCCCUCACCUGGCUAUUGCAUACAAGGUGAGAAUAACCAGAAUUCACCUCUUACCAGUGCUCACCUGGAAACAUGGCUCUGAGCCUCUGGGCCCUGCUGCUGCCGCUGUCCUGUGCAGUGAUUCUGGUCCCUACUGGGAUUCAGUCCCUGGACCCUGGUCUCUCCCUCCUGAAGUCAUUGCUCUCCACAAUGGACCAAGCUCCUCAGGGGUCCCUCAGCCGCUCACAGUUCUCUGCAUUCCUGGCCAACAUUUCUUCUUCCUUUGGGCCUGGGAGAAUGGGGGAGGGACCUGUGGGGGAGCCCCCACCUCUCCAGCCCCCUGCUCUCCGGCUCCACGACUUCCUAGUAACACUGAGAGGCAGCCCAGACUGGGAGCCAAUGCUAGGUCUACUAGGGGAUGUUCUGGCACUGCUGGGACAGGAGCAGACCCCCCGGGACUUCCUGGGGCACCAGGCAGGUGUACUGGGUGGACUCGCAGAGGUGUUGCUAGGAGCCUUAGUUCCUGUGGGGCCCCCAACCCCUACCCGGCCCCCAUGCACCCGUGAUGGGCCCUCUGACUGCGUCCUGGUGGCUGACUGGUUGCCUUCUCUGCUGCUCUUGUUAGAGGGUACACGAUGGCAGGCCCUGGUACAGGUGCAGUCCAGUGUAGACCCCACAAAUGCCACAGGCCUCAAUGGGAGGGAGCCAGCCCCCCACUUUUUGCAGGGUCUGUUGGGUUUGCUCACCCCAGUAGGGGAGCCAGGCUCUGAGGAGGCUCUUUGGGGAGGUCUACUGCGCACAGUGGGGCCCCCCCUCUAUGCUGCCUUCCAGGAGGGACUUCUCCGUGUCACUGACUCCCUACAGGAUGAGGUCUUUUCCAUUCUGGGGCAACCAGAGCCUGAUGCCAAUGGGCAGUGCCAGGGAGGCAACCUUCAACAGCUGCUUUUAUGGGGCAUCCGGCACAACCUUUCCUGGGAUGUCCAGGCGCUGGGCUUUCUGUCUGGAUUGCCACCCCCACCCCCUGCCCUCCUCCACUGUCUGAGCACAGGUGUGCCUCUGCCCAGGGCUUCCCAGCUCUCAGCCCACAUCAGCCCUCGCCAACAGCGAGCCAUCUCUGUGGAGGCCCUCUGCGAGAACCACUCAGGUCCAGCACCACCCUACAGCAUUUCCAACUUCUCCAUCCACUUGCUCUGCCAGCACGCCAAGCCUGCCACCCCACAGCCCCCUCCCAGCACCAUUGCCAUCUGCCAGACAGCUGUGUGGUAUGCAGUCUCAUGGGCACCAGGUGCCCAAGGCUGGCUACAGGCCUGCCAUGACCAGUUUCCUGAUCAGUUCCUGGAGGCAAUAUGUAACAACCUCUCCUUUUCAGCCUUGUCUGGCCCCAAUCGCCGUCUGGUAAAGCGGCUCUGUGCUGGUCUUCUCCCACCCCCCACCAGCUGUCCUGAAGGACUGCCUUCUGUUCCCCUCACCCCAGAGAUCUUCUGGGGCUGCUUCUUGGAGAAUGAGACCCUGUGGGCUGAGCGGCUGUGUGGAGAGGCGGGUCUGCAGGCUGUGCCCCCCAGCAAUCAGGCUUGGGUUCAGCAUGUGUGCCAGGGCCCUACCCCAGAUGCCACUGCCUUCCCACCCUGCCACAUUGGACCUUGUGGGGAACGCUGCCCAGAUGGGGGCAGCUUCCUGAUGAUGGUCUGUGCCAAUGACACCAUGUAUGAAGCGCUUGUGCCCUUCUGGCCUUGGCUAGCAGGCCAGUGCAGGAUAAGUCGUGGGGGCAAUGACACUUGCUUCCUAGAGGGGCUACUGGGCCCUCUUCUGCCCUCUCUGCCACCACUGGGACCAUCCCCACUGUGUCUAGCCCCAGCCCCCUUCCUGCUUGGCAUGCUAUCCCAAUUGCCACGUUGUCAGUCCUCUGUACCAGCCCUUGCCCACUCCACACGCCUACACUAUCUCCUGCGCCUGCUGACCUUUCUUCUGGGUCCAGGGGCUGGGGGGACUGAGGCCCAGGGGAUGCUGGGUCAGGCCCUGAUGCUCUCCAGUCUCCCAGACAACUGCUCCUUCUGGGAUGCCUUCCGCCCAGAGGGCCGGCGCAGUGUGCUGCGGACAGUUGGGGAGUACCUGGAACAGGAGGAGCAGUGGACCCCGCUGGGCUUUGAACCCACUGCCAGCCCCAGCUCUGGUAUAAACAAGAUGGAGCUCCUGUCCUGCUUCAGUCCUGUGCUAUGGGAUCUGCUCCAGAGGGAGAAGAGUGUUUGGGCCCUGCAGAUUCUAGUGCAGGCAUACCUGCACAUGCCACCAGAAAAUCUCCAGCAGCUGGUGCUUUCAGCAGAGAGGGAGGCUGCUCAGGGCUUCCUGACGCUCAUGCACCGUUCCUGGGCCCAGCUUCAGGUGCCACCAUCUGAGGAGCAAGCCCUGGGUCGCCUGACAGCCUUGUUGCUCCAGCAGUACCCACGCCUCACCUCCCAGCUCUUCAUUGACCUGUCACCGCUCAUCCCCUUCUUGGCUGUCUCUGACCUGAUGCGCUUCCCACCAUCCUUGUUGGCCAAUGACAGUGUACUGGCUGCCAUCCGAGAUUACAGCCCAGGAAUGAGGCCUGAACAGAAGGAAGCUCUUGCAAAGCGACUGCUGGCCCCUGACCUGUUUGGGGAAGUGCCCGCCUGGUCCCAGGAGCUACUGUGGGCAGUGUUGCCCCUGCUCCCCCACCUCCCUCUGGAGAACUUUCUGCAGCUCAGCCCUCACCAGAUCCAGGCCCUGGAGGAUAGUUGGCCAGCAGCAGGUCUUGGGCCAGGGCAUGCCCGGCAUGUGCUACGAAGCCUGGUGAACCAGAGUGUCCAGGACGGAGAAGAGCAGGUGCGCAGGCUGGGGUCCCUCGCCUGUUUCCUGAGCCCUGAGGAGCUGCAGAGCCUGGUACCCUUGAGUGAUCCACUGGGGCCAGUAGAACGGGGGCUGCUGGAAUGUGCGGCCAACGGGACCCUCAGCCCACAAGGACGGGUGGCAUAUGAACUUCUGGGGGUAUUGCGCUCAUCUGGAGGAGCUGUGCUGAGCCCCCGGGAGCUGCGGGCCUGGGCCCCUCUCUUCCCUCAGCUGGGCCUCCGUUUCCUGCAGGAGCUGUCAGAGCCCCAGCUUAGAGCCAUGCUUCCUGCCCUGCAGGGCACCAGUGUCACACCAGCCCAGGCUGUCUUACUGCUUGGACGGCUCCUCCCUAGGCAUGAUCUGUCCCUGGAGGAACUCUGCUCCUUGCACCCUCUGCUGCCAGGCCUCAGCUCCCAGACACUCCAGGCCAUCCCUAGGCGAGUUCUGAUUGGGGCCUGUUCCUGCCUGGCCCCUGAACUGUCACGCCUCUCAGCUUGCCAGACUGCAGCAUUGCUGCAGACCUUUCGGGUGAAAGACGGCGUUAAAAACAUAGGUACAACAGGUGCCAGUGCAGCUGUGUGUAUCCCUGGUCAGCAGCCCAUCCCCACCACCUGGCCAGACUGCCUGCUUCCCCUGCUCCCACUAAAGCUGCUACAGCUGGACUCUGCGGCUCUUCUGGCUAACCGAAGGCGCUACCGGGAGCUGCCCUGGUCUGAGCAGCAGGCUCAGUUUCUCUGGAAGAAGAUGCAGGUGCCCACCAACCUGACACUUAGGAAUCUGCAGGCUCUGGGCACCCUGGCAGGGGGCAUGUCGUGUGAGUUUCUGCAGCAGAUCAACUCAAUGGCAAACUUCCUUGAAGUAGUGCACAUGAUCUAUCAGCUGCCCACUGGAGUUCGAGGGAGUCUGAGAGCCUGUAUCUGGGUGGAGCUACAGCGGAGGAUGACAAUGCCAGAGCCAGAGCUGGCAACCAUGGGGCCAGAACUGAGUGGGCUAGACACCAGGCUACUCUUGGAUUUACCGGUCCGGUUGAUGGAUAGACUGUCCAAUGAAUCUAUUAUGUUGGUGGUGGGGCUGGUACGAGGAGCUCCAGAGCAGCUGCUGGCACUGACCCCACUCCACCGGGUGGCCCUGGCAGAGAGGGCACUACAAAACUUGGCUCCAAAGGAGACAACAGUCUCAAGGGAAGUGCUGGAGACAUUGGGCCCCUUGGUUGGAUUCCUGGGGAUAGAGAGUACACGACGGAUCCCCCUACCGAUCCUGCUGGGCCAACUCAAUCAGCUGCAAGGCUUCUGCCUAGGAGAGCCAUUUGCCACAGAGCUGGGAUGGCUCUUGUCACAGGAGCCUGCUCUUGGGAAGCCAGAGUUGUGGAGCCAGGGUGAAGUAGAGCAAGCUGGACGCCUAGUACUCACUCUGUCUACUGAAGCUAUUUCCUUGAUCCCCAGGGAGGCCUUGGGCCAAGAGACUCUGGAGCGGCUCCUAGAGAAGCAGCAGAGUUGGGAGGAGAGCAGAGUUGGACAGCUAUGUGGAAGACCACAGCUUGCUUCCAAGAAAGCUGCCUUGGUAGCUGGGGUUGUACGGCCCACUGCAGAAGAUCUCCCAGAACCUGUGCCAAAUUGUGCAGAUAUACGAGGGACAUUCCCAGCAGCCUGGUCAGCAACCCAGAUUGCAGGGAUGGAGCUCUCAGACUUUGAGGACUGCCUGGAAUUAUUCGCAGGAGACCCAGGACUUGGGCCUGAGGAACUACGGGCAGCUAUGGGCAAGGCAAAACAGUUGUGGGGUCCUCCCCGGGGAUUCCGUCCUGAGCAGAUCCUGCAGCUAGGUCGGCUCUUAAUAGGUUUAGGAGAGCGGGAACUACAGGAGCUGAUCCUAGUGGACUGGGGAGUGCUGAGCACCCUGGGGCAGAUAGAUGGCUGGAGCUCCAUCCAGCUUCGGGUUGUGGUCUCCAGUUUCUUGCGGCAGAGUGGCCGGCAUGUGAGCCACCUGGACUUCCUUCAUCUGACUGCACUGGGUUAUACACUCUGUGGACUUCGGCCAGAGGAGCUACAGCAUAUCAGCAGUUGGGAAUUUAGCCAAGCAGCUCUCUUCCUGGGCAAUCUGCAUCUCCAGUGUUCUGAGGAGCAACUGGAAGUUCUGGCCCAGCUCCUUGUGCUGCCGGGUGGUUUUGGUCCAGUCAGUAACUGGGGGCCUGAGAUCUUCACUGAAAUCGGCACAAUAGCAGCAGGGAUCCCAGACCUGGCUCUUUCAGCACUGCUGCAGGAACAGAUCCAGGGCCUUACCCCUCUUGCUAUUUCUGUCAUCCCUGCUCCUAAAUUUGCUGUGGUGUUCAGUCCCACCCAGCUAUCUAGUCUCACGAGUGUUCAGGCUGUGGCUGUCACUCCUGAACAAAUGGCCUUUCUGAGUCCUGAGCAGCGACGAGCAGUUGCAUGGGCCCAGCAUGAGGGGAAGGACAGCCCAGAACAGCAGGGUCGAAGCACAGCCUGGGGCCUUCAGGACUGGUCACAGCCCUCCUGGGCCAUGGCAUUGACCAUCUGCUUCCUUGGCAACCUGCUUUGAACCUGUCUCCACAGUUAAAGAGAAAGAUUGUUGGGAAAGAAACUUUAAUAAAGUGCAAAUGGAAAUGCA
Molecule: messenger RNA, 10493 nt
Organism: Neofelis nebulosa (Clouded leopard)
Lineage: Eukaryota; Metazoa; Chordata; Mammalia; Carnivora; Felidae
Gene: STRC
Product: stereocilin
Exons: 29
Coding region: 5121-10424 (1767 amino acids)
Biological process (GO): cell-matrix adhesion
Cellular component (GO): kinocilium; stereocilium tip; cell surface
Source: RefSeq, a predicted model, not a curated record